UAAACCGAUCUAGCCAGCCUCUUACGCGCUCAUGUCGUGCGAUCGUCGAUUCACGCAUCUUUCGUCCCGCUCACCCCCUCUCUCCCGCGAGGUGUUCUUUCUAAGCCUGACGACCCUCCUUUGUAUCACAUCCUGUAGAGCAACGUUUCAUUCCGCUGCUGUCACGCAAUCCAAGCGAGCUGAAUCACGAUCAGUCGGAUCUAGACCAGAUCAGUCCCCGGAAUCCCGACAAUUGCGGCGAAUCCUGACAGAAUCCGACGAUCUCGGAGCCAACCCUCAAAGUGAUGACGACUCCCCAACCAACACCGAGCCUGAUCCUCUGGUUCGGUACCGCGACGAGGCAGAUUCCGAAGCUGAUGUCGCCGCCUCCUCCUGGCAAACCCCGUUUCUCCGCCCCAGCGAAUCCAUCCCGCAGAUCUCGCCGCCGAAUGCGCUGAGCUCGCGCCAGGAUUCGACCCCGCGGUUCUCGCGGCGCGGGAAUCCUUCGGACCAAUCACGACGCUGGACGAUCUAAAGCGGCUCGAGGACGGCCAGCGCGUGCUCGUCGUAGCUCCGCGGUUCGGCCUCGGGAACACGCUGCGCAAUUGGGUAUCCGCGUACAUGUGGGCUUUAAUCUCCGGUCGCAGAAUAGUCAUUCUCCACGCGGGUAAAUUCCACGGCGUACUAGCGAGCACCUGCGAGGCGUUUAAAUGCGAUUUCGACCACAUAUAUCCCAAGAAACUGUUAGACUCUCGUGUCAGGGGAGGGGAGGGGAGCGC
Closterium sp. NIES-67 is the source of this 758-nucleotide messenger RNA. Lineage: Eukaryota; Viridiplantae; Streptophyta; Zygnematophyceae; Desmidiales; Closteriaceae. The record is from the annotation of a GenBank genome assembly.